AUGAAGCUACUUGGGAUGCUGAUGUUGGAGACGCUGGAACCGCAUCUUGUGGAGGAGAUUGGCUCAUCUUUCAAUCAGAUGAAUGAGGUUUAUGUUAGCAUAUGCGAAUGUAGUGCGGGUUUAGCAUCACUACAUCGCCGGAAAUCCAGGGUUGACAAACACUGCAUUGAUUUCGGUAUGACUGUGUCGAAUGACGAACACCUUAGCUCCUAUGUUAGUGCAAGGGUUCGUGCUUGUGUUACCUUAAGUUUCGGCACAUCUGUUGCCCACGGUUCAGGGAAAGUUGCCGACUUACUAAACCUUCUUCGCUUAUUGGCCUUGAGAAUCUUCAGUCUAUGUGAGUCAUUAACCAGUGCACUGAAGAAAACCAUCGCGAAAGAGUCCUGCGACUUAUCAGCGUUUAAUAAUAUCGUUGAAGCUUUAACGGAAAUGACUGAAAGCAUGGUGGAUGAGAUCGAUCUUGAUGAAAAGUACGGCAGUGGCAAAGAAAAUGCCUCUGUGACAGUAAUUGACGUCGCCUUAGUUGUAGGCGGAGGGAGUGCAUCACGAAAAGUGCCAGUGCUUGUAAAAAGCAUACUUUAUCAUCGUCUUUUCAAGCGGCACUGCAGUGAUUAUGGACUUGUGAAGCUUGUUAUAUCGGAUAUACUACCCUGCGAGAUUAAAAGAGUUAUUUUAUUGGACCUGGAUACAUUAGUAGAAGGCAAUCUUAUCAGCCUCUGGAAAUCGGCCAGAACAUUCGAAAAGGAAGAGAUAAUUGGUCUCAUUGAGAACCAAAGUGACUGGUACCUUAAGGGGCAUGGUACUACUUCCUGGCCGGCCUUGGGUCGAGGAUAUAAUACAGGAGUAGUGCUAAUGGAUUUGCAAAAGAUGCGAGGAGUCGGUUGGAAUUGGCAUUGGAAAAGUGUGGCGCAAAAAUUGCUGAAAAAUAUGUCUUACACAUCCUUGGCUGACCAGUCACCUACAAAGACCAAAGAGGAUAAGCAGAAUCGUCAACGAGGCACAGUGAAAGCGUGUUCACUUCUCCAUAUGGAAAUGCAACUCCAAAGACGUGUGUUUCCCUACUUUUACGGGCUUAGUUCAAACACCACUGCAAAUGUGACACUAGUGAGCCAGUUCACAAUGGAUAGACUUCAUCGCCUCGAAGAAAUUGCGGCUAAUUGGGACGGUCCAAUGAGUCUGGCUGUUUACAUCACCGAUAGAGAAGUAGAAAUAAUAAGGGAGUACCUUGAUUCUUCGGUGUUUUUUACUUCACGAGAAAAUAUUGACAUACACUUGGUAUUUCAGGAGGGCAGCUAUUAUCCAAUAAAUGCGCUUCGAAAUACGGCCAUAAAAUACGCUAACACAGCGUAUAUUUUCAUUGUUGACUUUGACUUCGUUCCGAAACCUCAUCUCCGCACCUACUUCCAACGCACACUAGCAUCUGCGAACAAAAUAGAGAGAGUGGCCUACAUCGUCCCCGCGUUUGAAACCUUCUACACGCAGCUUGCAUUUCCCACCACGAAGUGGCGCUUACUCCAGACCGUCGCAUCCGGGGUGGUAAAGCCCUUUCGAAUCGAUGUCUGGCAAGCUGGACACCUUGCCACGAAUUAUUCCCACUGGUACAAAACAGAAAUGCCCUAUGAGGUUAAGUGGGACGCCGACUUUGAACCAUACGUACUAAUUAGGCGCGGACAUGGACAGUUUGAUGAGCACUUCGUUGGCUUCGGCUGGAACAAAGUGUCCUUCUUCAUGCUUUUGGAUGCCCUUGAUUUCAAGUUUGUGGUUCUUCCAAAUGCCUUCAUAAUACACUUCCCUCACGCACCGAGUGUAGAAUCAAAUCGGUUUCGUCAUUCACUUAUUCUUCGACAGUGUUUGGAGGAGUUUAAAGUCAAUUACGUAAAGGAUCUUGCCGUGCGUUUUGGAGUAAAAUCACUAAAAUAUCUUCGAUUUCGUCACAGGACAAUCGGAAUAUAG
Messenger RNA from Echinococcus granulosus, 1953 nucleotides. Its product is annotated as Glycosyltransferase-like protein LARGE2. Bases 1 to 1953 code for a protein of 650 amino acids. The record is from RefSeq and is a predicted model, not a curated record. Gene Ontology annotation, molecular function: xylosyltransferase activity; glucuronosyltransferase activity. The transcript is spliced from 13 exons. Gene Ontology annotation, biological process: protein O-linked glycosylation via mannose. Lineage: Eukaryota; Metazoa; Platyhelminthes; Cestoda; Cyclophyllidea; Taeniidae.